Molecule: messenger RNA, 2439 nt
Organism: Neohortaea acidophila
Lineage: Eukaryota; Fungi; Ascomycota; Dothideomycetes; Mycosphaerellales; Teratosphaeriaceae
Product: heterokaryon incompatibility protein-domain-containing protein
Exons: 1
Coding region: 138-2039 (633 amino acids)
Source: RefSeq, a predicted model, not a curated record
AAUGUCAUUGCCAACUACGAAAUGUGUCUUUGUGCUUCCGCCCACGUUCGGGUAGUUCAAAGACCUCCAUGAGAUUUUGAAGGUAGAUGUGAGGGCGGGAUUGGGCUAUGGGCGACCGUCGUCACCUUUAACGAAUCAUGUACCUCACCCGCUGGCGAAGCGCCUCAACGCAAUCAACAGACAGUCUCGAGUUCAGACAUGGCCCACUCAAGAGCAACAAGACUGGCAUGCGGCUUGCCCAGAUCCAACCUGGAACGGGCAACAAGGGCAUCGCCAUCGACCUCAUUGACUCUUUCGUAUCAGGCCCAGGACAUGUCCCCUAUGAUGCCCUUUCCUAUGCGUGGGGAAACAACGAGCGCACGAAAAUGAUCAGCUGUAACGGUCGACGACUGGCGAUAACGCAGAACCUGCUCGAAGCACUGCACCGCUUCCGGGAACCGGACCGCGUCGUUACCAUCUGGAUUGAUCAAAUCUGCGUCUGCCAGGAGCGCAUCAAAGAACGCAAUCAGCAGGUCCAGCUGAUGGGCAAGAUCUUCAAGCGUGCGCGCAAGGUCAUCGUGUGGCUCGGUGAAGACGACGAGGACAGCAGAGCUGGUAUGCAGCUCAUUACGCAGCUUUUGAGCAUCUCGCACCAUCAGUCUGUCAGCGGUCUGACGCCGGCGGACCUCGACAUUCACGGCCUUCCGAAGAGGGAGCAUCGAAGAUGGACGGCGUUGUUCGCGAUACUACGACGUAGAUGGUUCUGGCGCACGUGGGUGGUGCAAGAGGUUGUGUUGAAUCCGAACGUACAAUUCGUCCUCGGCUCGCCUUUGAAUCCAAGCGUCUCCUGGGAUGAGCUCGAGCGAGUCGUGGCACUACUGGAAGGUCCCAUUCCGCGAGAGUGGCAGCUCGACCAAUCCCUCAACGCCUCUGAGCUUCCCUUUUCGCGGAUGAACCGUAUUCGCAUGCGGCAUCAACGGCUCAUCACUACGCCGGUCACGCCUACUGCUCCAGAAAUCAAGUAUGAUAUCGAUACCGACAUGAACAUGGAUUCGGAGAGCGGCUUGAUCGAUGAUCAGGAUGACGACCCUCAACUUCUCGAUCUCCUUCUCAUGUCUCGUAGUCUUGGUGCUACCGAUCCCCGUGACAAGAUUUUUGCUUUGCUCGGGCUGAGCCAACAUAACAUCGAUCCCGACUACUCACUUUCGCCGGAGACUGUCUUUACCCAAUUCGCGCGGCAGACAAUCGCAGCUGUUGAAGAUGUGAAAAAUGGAAGCUCUGAUAUCUCGGUUCGACAUCGAGAGGUGCGACGAGCGAUGAUUCUGAUCUCUUGCGCGGGAAGACAUCACCAAAAACUCGAACUACCUUCUUGGACUCCCGACUGGUCUGUCAAUUUGAACUCACGCCCUCUCGUCUUUGGUCUCGGACGAAAGUUCAAUGCUGGGGGUGACAGACUGGGCCCUUUCCAAGUGAAGGACGACUCUUCACUCCACCUGUGCGGCAAGCUUUUGGAUACCAUCAGGGACGUUGGGAAGGUCAAGCUCAACUUCGAUGCCGGCUUCGGAGACUCGAGACCUCAUCGACUCAUUGAACAAUGGUGGGAUGAAGCGCAGCAAAUCGCCACUCGACGCAUCGUCCAAUCGCCCGGAAGCACGAUGAAUGUGCCAGCAUUCGAAGCGCUUCGGAGAGACCUCUCGCUAUGCAGACAUGGCUACUACGUCGGCGCCGCGGGUACUAGCCAGAACACUAGUAUGUUCGACGACGCUGGCAUCCCCAGCGAACCGAAACACAGCGCCUCGUGUGCUUCUCGGACGCUCACGCUCGGUCCGACGAGAGGUAGAGUCGUGUUCGCUUCUGCUACCGGGUACAUUGGGCUUGCGCCGCAUGGUACCAUGGAGGGAGACUUGAUCUUUGUUGUCAUUGGGGCCGAUGUGCCUUUUGUUUUGCGGCCUUGUGAGCAGGGGUAUGAGUUGAUUGGCGAGGCAUACGUGCAGGGUGCGAUGAGUGGGCAGGUAAUGGAGAGAGAUGACAUUGUUGUGCAAGACAUCUUUCUACGCUAACCGACGGCCUUCUGAAGAUGAGGAAAUGACCAGACCUAACACUCGGAUCCAUGAUAUGACGGACUUAACGACCUAACGAAAUCCAGAGCCCAGCUUGGCACCAACGCCACAUCCUUUCCUUCACCAUCGACUACGUGCGUUCCACGUAACCGACUCAUUCACCAUGUGCCUUUGUCUAAGUGAAAGAAGGCGAUGCAUUCUGCUUUGUCCAUUGUCUUCACUUCUCUUUCAAUCUUGACUGGGACACUUCAUCACCCUUUCAUCUUCGAACAAUGGCAAUAUCUCACACAAAGAAGAGCAAGAAUAAUAUAUGGAGGCAAAACCGCCCUCCACCUCCCCUUUCUUUUCUCUCCACCCGUGCAACCAUUGUCAACCCACACCGCACGGUGUCAACCCCAAC